AUGUGCAAAUAUUUUACGGAUACUCACGUGUUCUACGGAAAGACUGAUUUUUUCGUUACAAAAGGAUUUACCACUGAACUCUUGAUAGAAUCACCACCCAUGAAACUUCUCCUGUUCCUAGUUUUUAUGUCCACACUACUGGACCGUAGCUACACCUCACAGAACUGCACCAACACAUGCCAUGAACAUGCCAAAUGUGAAGUUCGUAAUGGAGUCCAAGGCUGUUAUUGUAAUCCAGGAUUCACUGGCCCUGGCAUAACUGGACCUGACAAAACUGGUUGUUACGAUGACAAUGAAUGUGCAAAUGCUACACAGCUUUGUGGAGAAAAUGCUAACUGUACAAAUACAGUGGGAAGUUACUUCUGCACGUGUGCCCCCGGAUUCAGAUCUAGCAAUGGCAAUGCAACUUUUGUAACUAACGAUGGGUCUUCUUGUGAAGAUAUAGAUGAGUGCAGUGAAGCGGUAACCGUUGCCUGUGGAGAUCAUGCAAAAUGUGAAAAUUUGGAUGGAGGAUAUAACUGCUCCUGUAAGGAAGGUUAUCAACCAUCCACAGGAAAAUUACAGUUUAAACCAAACGAUGGCACUUCCUGCCAAGAAAUCCCAGCACCAGAAUGUGAACUGCACCAUGACUGUGUAGCUGAAAAUAUAAACAGAACCUUAGCUAAACUCAGAAAAAUAAAAGAACCACUUGCUGUUCUACAAGAAAUCAAUCAAAACACUUUAGGACAAAUUUCACCCAUAGAUGUGAUUUCCUACAUAGAAGCAUUAUCUGUAACUUGUCCUUUGAUAAGAACCAUGAAUAACACGAUUUCUGAUGAGGAAACACUUCCUAAUCUAACUCUUAAUGCAUUUGUCAACACUGUGAACAAUUUUGUUCAAAAAGAUAAAAUUACAGCAUGGGAAGCUAUCCCAACAGAUAACAGAAGAAGGAGUCUCACUAAACUGAUUCAUGCUGCGGAACAAACAACAGCUCUUGUGUCACAGAACUUCAGAAGGAUGACAGAAGUUGAGGUUAAUGCUAGCGAUUUGGCUUUCAAAGUUUUUGCCUUUGAGAUUCAACGAAUGGACCACAUUCACCAACAUGUGUGCAUGGGAGGCGAUACUAUAAAGAUCUCUGCAAGGAAGAAGGAGGCAUCAACUUCCAAUGGCACUGUUGCAGUUGUGUUUCUGCACUACAGCAGUAUUGGCUCUCUGUUUUCAUCACCACGGAACUUCUCAUCGAAGGAAAAUCCAGAGCCUGAAGAGACAGUAGCCUCAUCAGUUAUAGCUGUCACAAUUAGCUCCACUCCACCUAUGCUCUACCCAACUGAGAAAAUAACAUUUACUUUAAAACAUGUCCAGGAUAUAGGCAAAAUGGGUAUUAAAUGUGCAUUUUGGAAUUAUUCAGAAGACACAAUGGAAGGAAACUGGUCUACAGAAGGAUGUGAGACAAUACAUUUCAAUAGAACUCAUACCUCAUGCAGAUGUAAUCAUCUGACUCAUUUUGCUGUUUUGAUGUCCUCAAAUGACUCUGAUGUUGAUGUCAAGGAUUAUAUUCUUACAAGAAUCACUCAGCUAGGAAUAAUUAUCUCGUUGAUUUGCCUCUCCAUGUGCAUUUUCACAUUCUGGUUCUUUAGUGAAAUUCAAAGUACAAGAACAACAAUUCAUAAAAAUCUCUGUUGCAGUCUUUUCCUGGCAGAGCUUAUUUUUCUUGUUGGGAUUAACAUGAGCACUAAUCAGCUAUUCUGUUCAAUCACCGCAGGAUUACUCCAUUACUUCCUCUUAGCUGCUUUUGCAUGGAUGUGCAUUGAAGGCAUUCACCUUUACCUGAUAGUUGUCGGAGUAAUGUACAAUAAGGGAUUCCUUCACAAGAAUUUCUAUAUCUUUGGCUACGUGAGCCCAGCAGUGGUUGUUGGAAUUUCUGCUGCACUGGGAUACAAAUACUAUAGAAGAACUGAUGCAUGUUGGCUCAGCACAAAGAAUAACUUUAUAUGGAGUUUUAUAGGACCAGCAUGUCUAAUAAUUCUUGUGAAUUUGAUGGCUUUUGGAGUGAUUAUCUAUAAAGUAUUUCGGCAAACAGCUAUGUUAAAACCAGAAGUGAGCUGUUAUGAAAAUAUAAGGUCUUGUGCACGAGGGGCACUUUCUCUCCUCUUUCUCCUUGGUGCAACCUGGAUCUUUGGAGUACUCCACGUUAUCCAGGGAUCAGUGGUCACUGCGUAUCUUUUUACAAUCUUUAAUGCCUUUCAAGGACUGUUCAUCUUCAUAUUUCUUUGUGUUUUGUCACGAAAAAUCCAGGAGGAAUACACUCGGUUGUUCAGAAAUGUCCCUUGCUGUUUUAGAUGCUUGAGAUAAACGGAUAGAAUGUUAAGAUGAGCAGUGCCAUGGAAGAAAGGAGAAAACGAGCGGCUUUGGAAGGAAAAUGCUAUAUUGUGAAAGUAUGAAAUGAACUUCUGAGCUGUCAUCUCUCUUAAAUCAAUUACUUUCUCUCCAGUAUAGGUAUUGUACUUAAAUGCACACUCAGGCACAUUAUAUUGUGUACAAACAGCAUAUCUGUACAAGAUAGACUGGUUUAUUGUAUAACAAAUUAGGCUUCUAAAGGAGCCCAGGACUCUUUAGGGCUAAUGGCUGCAGCUCAGAAGGGAGCAAACCCAAUGUGCAAAGCAGUUUUUGUGAGUAGCUGUGCUAUUAAUGUCAUACCUGCUGACUCGGUAAUGAAAAUAAUUUUGCUUAUUGGUGUUUAAAGAGAGUAAAUUCUAUUAGAGUGUUAAUAAACAGAA
Molecule: messenger RNA, 2756 nt
Organism: Euleptes europaea (tarantolino)
Lineage: Eukaryota; Metazoa; Chordata; Lepidosauria; Squamata; Sphaerodactylidae
Gene: ADGRL4
Product: adhesion G protein-coupled receptor L4
Exons: 16
Coding region: 1-2331 (776 amino acids)
Biological process (GO): cell surface receptor signaling pathway; adenylate cyclase-activating G protein-coupled receptor signaling pathway
Cellular component (GO): membrane
Molecular function (GO): calcium ion binding; G protein-coupled receptor activity
Source: RefSeq, a predicted model, not a curated record